Molecule: messenger RNA, 1404 nt
Organism: Aspergillus nidulans FGSC A4
Lineage: Eukaryota; Fungi; Ascomycota; Eurotiomycetes; Eurotiales; Aspergillaceae
Exons: 1
Coding region: 1-1404 (467 amino acids)
Source: RefSeq, a predicted model, not a curated record
AUGGCCAUUCGCCUUCCUUUGAAAAUAUACACCUGUAUAUUCAAGCAUCUGCUUGCCGAUGAGAGGGAUGGUCGCAAACAUGCAUUCAAGCUGCGGCUGGUCUCAAAGACUAUCCGAGCUAUCAUUGACCCUCUACUAGACAGGCAACUCGGGUCUCCAUCAGAUCGUGCGGUGGAGAUCCUCUGCCACAGAAUGAUCGCACAGCCUGGUCUCGGUGCUCGAGUUGAGCAGAUUUGCCUAGAAGAGGACGAAGGGGCGGAAAACUCGGAAGACGAGUUCGAAGACGAGUUCGAAGACGAGUUCGAAGACGAAGACGAAGACGAAGAUGAAGAGGAAGACGAAUCGGAAGACGAGGACGAAGACGACCCGGGUUCAGAUUCCAAUUUAAAGGCAGAGGCUCGACGGAAGGCUAAAAGGGACCGAGAUGUAAUAAUUGCAGCCGCAGAAGCCAUCAAACGCGCAUUCGAGUCCGAUCCAGCCUCGAGGUAUUCCCAGGCCCUGGAGAAGAACGAUCUGAAUUGGCUCACGAGAUCGACUCUGAAGACCCGAAAAUGGAUUCUGCUCUUCCAGCUCUCAAACCUCAAGUCGCUCGCCCUGACGGCCCGCACGGAUAAGUUUACCAACAUGGCCUUGUUUCUCCGGCUGCCCUACCUGGAAGAACUGGACUUUGCUGUGCUGGCCCCCGGUGUGGAUAGUGACGCCCACAGAGCGAUCGACUAUGUUCCCCCAAUAGAGAUAUUGGAAACAAUAAUCAGCUCUACCAGCCGGCUGAGGUCUCUCAGGUUCGAGGACAUGAGCGGAACGGGCUUCAGGCCCGUCCUCCAUGACGCGCCUAAACUGAAGCGGAUCCUAGAGCAACACGCCGCCGCGACCCUAACAUAUCUCUCCAUCUGUCUGACGAAUAACGACGAAAAGGAUUGGCGCAAGGAACAGGAAUUCAGUAACAUCAAGGGCUACUUUGGCUCAAUGAAAAGUUUCACGAGACUGCAAGGGCUGGUCAUGCAGCUGGAGGUCUUACUCGGGACGCCCUCGGAUGGACUGCAACUGAAAGAUGUCCUGCCCACGCAAUUGCAGUACUUUACGGGCUUGAAUCUUCCUGACCUACAUGGGGCGGAGGACUCGGAUAGACUUUGGGAGGACAACGAUUAUUUGCUGCAGUUUCAGGACCUAGCGGAGGCAGCGAGAGACGGGCAGCAUCUGCCCUGGUUAAAGUCGGUCAAGAUGCAUCUGAAGAGGAAGGACUAUUUUAGUGUCUAUGACAACUGGCCUAAAAAAGGACAAUUUACGGAUUUUUUCUUGUGUGAACACGACCCGCGAAUUGACUUUCGCUUACUGGCUGAAUCGCGAAUUUACUUUGGCUGGGUGAGUGGCCCCUACGCCGAUGACGGGCCAGGGCCGGAUUAG